GAUCCCCUAUGGUCGCUCCCAUCGGCCAUUGCGCCGAGUGUCAACUUGGUUUGACGGUCUAUAUGAACAUGUCAACAUGUGGUGGGUCGGUUAAUUGAAGUGGGGUUGAGCUACGAAUGUAAAAUAGAAUUGCGUGACACGUGUAAAAAGAGUUGGAGAAGAUACUGCGCACGCAUUACUGCAGAUAUGGGCCUGUUCGUAUUCUGGACCAGCGCUUUCAUCUUGUGUGUACAACCGUUGAUAAGUUGUGCUAAAGGCACUGUGGAAACAGCACUGAUUGACCCAUUUGACAUGGGAAGAAUUGAUGCGUCUAAGGAUCAAGAAACAAAAGAAUGGGUCGAUCCAUUUGAUAUGACGUGCUACAGCCACGGAGAAAGGAAGAUGGUGAAAGAACACUCUAAGGCGUGUAAAAACUGCCCAAGUGAAAGAAAUGGAAUGGAAAAGAAUUUUUUGCAAAGACUGGUUAAUUUGUUGAUAAAUCAUUGCGAGAAUGGUGCUGUGGAAGAUACUUCAAUACUUGUGACAGUGACACAGGACCAGUUACGGGAGCUUUACCGACUGAAGGAGGCUGCUGAUAGUGAAGCAACAGUUAGAGUGCUGAACGGAAUAUUUUCGUACAUGACAGUACAUGAGAAAUCCAGCUUUUUAGCAGAUAUUUUCAUCUCAGAUGAGGUUUGGUCAAAUAUUGCUGCAAUGAGUUUUGCUCUUUUACCAGUCUGUGUAUUCCUAAUGGGUGGAACGAUGAGGAGAAUUGUGCUGAUUCUUGCACUUUCUAUUUUUGCUGUAAGUUACUUUAAGACUCAAAAACUACUGCUUAAGAAACUAGAGUUGCAGAAUGAACGCAUUUUGAUGAAACAGACACAGUGCAGCCCGCGUAGGCGAGCAUGGUUCAACUUCUUCGGUUCAGAUAAUGAAGCGGAGUGUUUAAAACAGCUACAUGCUCAGAAGAUUGAUCCUUCUCUAGAAGUUACACCAAUUCAAGUUGUUUCACAUAUGACAGCAGUUGGCUUGCUGCAGCCCAUGGAGCACUUUAGCAUUAUGUUUUCACGUUUUUCGAACCAAAUAUUUGAAUCCCAUUCGAUGCUGUACGGACUGUUUGUGUUCGUAAUUGCGGUUUUCGUUGUAAUUUACGUCAUCACAAUAUUCUGUGCUGGCAUUUUUGGUAGAAACUUCAGUGUCGGGAAUAAGCACAUCUCACUCGGAAUGAAAGGCAGCGCUGAACCGCACACUGAGAGGAUGCAGGCACUACUGGAACCUGCUGCACAAAAUCAGGUGGUUGGAAAAGCAAACACUGAAAUGGCGGUCAUUAACUGUGGACAUUCUCCUCAACCAGUGAUACAGAUAAUUCAUAAUUAUCCCAUUAAACAUGUUGAUGAGCCUGUUGUUGGAAGUGAUUGUCAAAUUAAGCAAGCUGCUUGUGAGAAAAACAUAAACAAUAGUGAACUGAAAUCGGUAGAUUCUGUGGAAGAAGCUCACAAAAUUUCUGAGAUAACACUAGGCAGUUCUAGUACAAAAGGUGAAACCUCAAAGACAUGUGAGUCACAAGACAAAGAGAAGAAAUUAUGAUCUCUUUAUACCUGGGCCAGUGAAACAUGUCACUUGACAGCUCGUGUGUGGUUGGAUACACUGCGACUACAAGGUUGCAAUAGCUGCCACUGCACAUGUCCACAACUCCGAAGUAUGUUUCGUAAAUGUAAGCUACAAUCAACAUUUAUAGUUUCAGAACCGACAAAUUGCUGCUUUGUUGAUGAUGGUACAACAACUUUUGGCUGAACAAACUGCACAACCAACAAACCGUCCAGCUCGACAAGUGCCGCCGGCCGGCAUACCAAUGUUGUGGCAAUUUGAUGACACAGAAGAGGAAUGGCUGGAAUACCUGACUCAGUUCCAAGCACAUUGUCGAGUUUAUUGUGUUUGAGUUACUGUAAAGCUACAAUACUUUUUCCCAAUUGUGGGGUAUCCAGUGUUCAAGUUAAUACAAAAACUGUUCUCAACCACGUCUCCUGACAAACUCAGUUAUGACAAAGUAAUCACUGCAUUAACUCAGUACUAUGACCAGAAAGUUCAAGUAGCAGCAGCUAGAUACCAGUUCGUUUGCUUGCAGAAAAAGAUGGAACAGACAUACUGUCUUAAUAAACAAGCAUGACUAAGAAGUGUAAAUUUAAAGUAUAGAUGUGGCAACUUUUACAGUAAUCUCGUGAUACGUGAUGCUAAACAUUCAAUGUCCCAUAUAGUAGAAUACGGGAACAGAUCAUUAAGUACUCUGACUCAUCACUUCCUCAAGUAUUGCAAAUCUUACAGCAAAAUGAUUUGGGUGCCAUAGUGGCCAGUAAGUUUGACCAGACUACAACUUGUUGGGUCAAGUCGUCCCUUUCUCACAACCACACCGAGCAGCAACAACAAUUAAUGUGUACACAACUGCAUGGACAGCCACGUAGACAUGUAAACAGGCCUGUGAAUUUUGUGACGUCUUGCCCAGAUGUUUUUCUCACCAUAAAAGACAGGAUUGUGCAUCAUGGAACACAAUGUGUUACAUAUGGGAAAAAACAGCCGUGUCCAAGCAGUUUGUUUGCAAUGGCACAAAAAUUCCAAUUUUGCCCAUUACCAGAGCAAACAGGCUUGUGCACAUGCAGUGAACAUUGUGUUUUCCAAACCUUCAACAGGUUGUGACAAAAGAUUAAGGUUGUGCCUCCACCUUGCCUUGUGCUGCGUAGCAAUGUUCUAAUAAACUAUUUGUCUCAUUAAGAAUUGUUGGCCAUCGUGUGUGCUUUCAGUUGGACACAGGUGACUCAGUAACUUUGCUUAAUUGUGCCACGUAUGAACAGUUAGGCUCAUCACACCUUUCUAAAUCUAGCAAGGACCUCAGUGCUUACAAUGAACAGGAAAUUCCGGUGCUUGGACAGUGUAGUUUGCCUGCCACUUACAAGUCUCACAUUAGGACAGUGAAUUUUACUAUGUUUCAAUCAACAGUGAAAAAAGUUUUGGUAUAGAUGCCUUUGAUUUAUCUGGACUUUGCGUCCAAGACAAUGUACCUUCAGUAUUGGCUGUUGCACCAAACGACAAUGUCGCUAGAUUGCGUACAGAAUUUCGUGAAGUAUUUUCAGAAGGAAUGGGAAAAGCUAAUAAGUUUGUACCACACGUUAAAUUGAAAGACAAUACACAGCCUACAUUUUGCCGCACCCACCCCAUUAUAAUGGUACAGUCUCCCCCAGGACUCAUAUGAAAUGUCCGAUACCACCUUUUUUUUAAUAUGCAUCCGGGUAGUUAUCAGACAAUUCAGUGCUUCCAAAGGCCUUGUAUGUGUAUCUGUAUAUAUGUAUUUCUGUCCUAUUUGAUAAAAACUUGAUAUUCAUUGGGAAGGCAUGUGGAAUGUUCUAGAAGGUCGUGCGUUGUCAUAAUUAUCGGUGGAUUGUUGUCAUUGAUAAAAUUAUGUUCAUGUACUAAAUUAAGUAACUAAUCAUGAAAUUGAAGUAAUAAGUCCUUAGAAAUGAAUAAUUAGAGACUGCAGAGAUGUUAGGAUGAAAAAUCAAUGCUUCUAAUUAACAAAAUUGCAAUCUAAUAGUGCAGUAACCUUAGGCCUCACUAUCCUGAGGAACAGCUUAAAAGUUAUUACCAAGCAAUGUAUUUUCAUUUGUUAUUUAUUUUUAUGACUUCCUCUGUAAUUAAUAUUCUUUGUGAUUACAUUUCUAAUUAACUCUCUAAUUGUUUACAUCUCACAGUUUUUCAAAUUCCAGAAUUUGUGGCCUUAUUUGUAUGUUCUAUGUAUUUAAUCAGAUAAGGCACUUGUUAUUAACCAAAUCCAAACUUUAAUUAAUUAUGUAACUAAAAUAAUAUGACAGACAUUAUUGUAAGUAAACUGCAGAAUGAUUUUCUUAUGGAAAACUACAGGUAUUACUAUAAAAGAUUGUCAUUGAGUAUUGUAUUUUAUACAUCAUUCGGCUGUAACAUCAGUUUCUUUAUGAUAUGUAAAUUUUAAUUGUUACAUCAAAAUUGUACAAAAUUAAUAAUACUGUAUUUGGGAAGUUAUUGUUAAAAGUCUAUACAAAGCAAUGCAGCAAGCCUGCAAGUUAGUUGUUGAGUUGUUGUUUUGUCAGUCAGUUUUAAAGUUACUUUUGGAAGUCAAAGAGAUCAGUGAAGUCUGUUCGUGUUUUGUUUACAUGACAAGUGUGCAGUUCGGAUGUCAAUUAAUGUGAAUAAACUUGGUGAAGCAUGAAAAGUUCCCAUUCAUUCAUCAAUGGACCAGGCAGAAGAAACUUAAGUAACAUUCAACAUGAAUGCCUGAAUAAAUUUAUACCAACAAAAAUAAUUACUGCAUUAUAAUUACCUUAAAGUGUUGAAGCUCUGUACAUGAAAGGAACAUUUUCCAUGAAGGGAGCCUCUAGUAGUUAAUAAAAAAAAUGUAAAUGCAUUAUUGUAAUUAUGUAUUCGAGAAGUUAUUCUCGUAUAAAAUGAAAGACAUGUUCUAAUAUUGUAGUGCACUUACUGUUCUGGAGCAGACAUACAUUUAUGUAUGUAUCUUCAGUUUUUAUAUGUCAAUUUUAAUUGUUGAUUAAUCAAAAAAUUAUUCUAGACAUUGCCGCUGGACCUGAUGGGAUACCAGUUUGAUUUUACACAGAGUACGCAAAGGAACUUGCCCCCCUUCUUGCAGCAGUGUACCAUAGGUCUCUAGAAGAGUGUAGUGUUCCAAAGGAUUGGAAAAGGGCACAGGUCAUCCCCGUUUUCAAGAAGGGAUGUCGGACAGAUGUGCAGAACUAUAGACCUAUAUCUUGAACAUCGAUCAGUUGUAGAAUUUUGGAACACGUACACUCCUGGAAAUUGAAAUAAGAACACCUUGAAUUAAUUGUCCCAGGAAGGGGAAACUUUAUUGACACAUUCCUGGAGUCAGAUACAUCACAUGA
Schistocerca gregaria is the source of this 4898-nucleotide messenger RNA. RefSeq lists its product as uncharacterized. The record is from RefSeq and is a predicted model, not a curated record. Gene Ontology annotation, cellular component: endoplasmic reticulum; membrane. Lineage: Eukaryota; Metazoa; Arthropoda; Insecta; Orthoptera; Acrididae. The transcript has 10 exons. Gene Ontology annotation, molecular function: chloride channel activity. The coding region runs from base 187 to 1566 and encodes 459 amino acids.